UAAGAGAAACUGUUACCAAAACGGGUAGGUCCCAAUAGCAGAAGUUUAAUAUUGAGCAGCCUGUUCAACAGGUUGGCCGGCAUUAAAUAAAGCUCCCUUGCAAAUAAUUGAAGCAGCUAACAGGAAAUAUUGAGAUAGAAAAGAAAAAGGAAAGGGAAACUAUGACACACUUCCUUCUAGUUCAUGGUAUGUGUCAUGGAGCUUGGUGUUGGUACAAGGUUGUGUCGCUGCUCAAAUCAGGCGGCCACCGUGUCACUCCCUUGGAUCUUGGUGCCUGUGGAAUCAAUCCCAAGACCAUCACUGACCUGGCUUCCUUGUCCGAUUAUGCGCAGCCAUUGAUGGAAUUAAUGGCCUCUUUGCCUGAAGACGAGAAGGUGAUAUUAGUGGGUCAUAGUUAUGGAGGGGUUUUCAUUUCUUUAGCCAUGGAAAGCUUCCCCAAGAAAGUAUUGGCCGCUGUUUAUGUGGCAGCUUUGAUGCCGAAUCAUGAUUAUCCUAUUGCAACCGGAUUAAUGGAGCUCUUGAAACGUAUUAUGGCGGAGCCGCUCUUGGAUUUCCAGGUAUGGUUUGAUGAUGGAUCAGAAAGUCCACCAACUCGCGCCUUAUUUGGACCAAAAUACACGGAGACAAAGGUUUACCACCUCUCACCAAAAGAGGAUAUAGAAUUGGGUUUGACGUUGAUGAGACAAGGAAAAUUAUUCCUCAAAGAUUUAGCAAACGAAUCGCUGCUAAGCAAAGAGAAAUUCGGAUCCAUCCAUCGGGUUUAUAUAGUUUGCAAAGAUGAUUUGUUGGUGGAAGAAAGUAUGCAGAAAUGGUACAUUGAAAACAGCCCAACAGAGGAUGUGAAAUUCAUAGCUGGUGCGGAUCAUAUGCCCAUGUUCUCCAAGCCUCAUGAGCUCUGCAAAUGCCUCCAAGAAGUUGCUCACCAAUAUAAUUGAUAAUUAAAGAAUUUAUCUUGAUAAUUUUCUCCGUGUUAAUCUGAUCGUAAGGGUGUUCACCAUCCAAACAUGAUCUGAAUUAUGUAAUCACUAAAAAUAAUAAUUUUGAAGUUUAAUUCAAUAAAAA
Gossypium raimondii (Peruvian cotton) is the source of this 1062-nucleotide messenger RNA. RefSeq names its product methyl jasmonate esterase 1. Lineage: Eukaryota; Viridiplantae; Streptophyta; Magnoliopsida; Malvales; Malvaceae. Gene Ontology annotation, biological process: jasmonic acid metabolic process; salicylic acid metabolic process. The record is from RefSeq and is a predicted model, not a curated record. Bases 162 to 935 code for a protein of 257 amino acids. Gene Ontology annotation, molecular function: methyl salicylate esterase activity; methyl indole-3-acetate esterase activity; methyl jasmonate esterase activity. The transcript has 3 exons.